This is a messenger RNA of Morchella importuna, 549 nucleotides long. RefSeq lists its product as uncharacterized. The record is from RefSeq and is a predicted model, not a curated record. Lineage: Eukaryota; Fungi; Ascomycota; Pezizomycetes; Pezizales; Morchellaceae. The transcript has 6 exons. Bases 1 to 549 code for a protein of 182 amino acids.
AUGCGAUUGGUCGACAGAAGGGGAGGGGGGCACUUUGACGCCGGCGGUGUCGCACAAACAGAUACACAGAGUACCUACUCACUCACUCCACCGAUCGGGCACUACGGUGACCAUACACACAUGUCUCUAGCUAGCUAUAGCUUCAACAUUGCAACAUUAGGGAAACGUUUCCUCGAGGUACUCUGUGGCUGGCUGAAGGGAGCGCCAGAUGCCCGGGGUUGUGCACAGCCUAAUCCUAUUGUGGGCACGUGGGUGAGUACAUUUGUCCAGUAUCUUGAAUUCAGCUUCGCAGAAAAGUUCGAAAUGGGUCAAGGCGGCGGCAUAACCCUCAUCAAUGGCACCCCGCACGACUGGAAACGUGCCGCACCCCCGCACCACCGCAUGGAAAACUGGAACAUCCCCGACAUCUUCCCCGCCGGCCAGUCCACAACCCUCUACAUCGAAUGUCCAUCCGAUGUCCUCACCGCCCACAUCCCCGAAUUCGCCCACGAGACCUUCACCCUCUCCGACACACCCUUCCACUUUGCCCUCGGCGCCCUCACUUUCUAA